AUGGCUGUAACAUUCUCCUCACACCAUGAAGGUGGAAUAACUACCUCCUGCCAGCAUAUUCUGUGUACAUCACAAUCUGGCUCUCACCCUGAAUCUGACGGACAAGUUUCUGAAGGCAUCAGUUAUGAUGAUACCAACUUUGGGUACAUGGAUGGGCAUGAAGAUACAAUUGAUGACUUGGAUGCCCUAGUCACAUCAAAGCAAAAAUGCACUGUAGCUGAUAACCCCCUUCUAGUGUGGUUAAGCAAUCACAAUGAGUAUCUGGCUGAAAUGCUUCGGAUGGAUGGCAGAGGGGACUUUACUUCAGAUACCUGCUGCAAAUGCACCUCUGCUCCCACUCUGUUCCAUUGCAAUGACUGUCGCAACAUGCAGCUAUACUGCAGAGACUGCACUGUCUGCAAUCAUUUGCAGAGCCCCACUCAUUGCAUCAAGAAGUGGACAGGGUCAUUCUUCAUGGCUACAUCACUCAAGAAGCUCAGUCUGAGGAUCCAGCUGGGGCACAUGAUUGGCAAAACCUGUAUCCUACCCUGCAAGUCAUUCAAUGACAACUUCCUACUCAUCAAUACAAAUGGAAUCCACAAGAUUGCAAUUGACUUUUGUGCCUGUGAGACAUCCCAGACUCACACAAAACAACUCUUACACUUGGGAUGGUUCCCCUCAACAACUGUGGAUCCAAGGACAGCAUCCAAGGCAUCUGCAUAUGAAUUUUAUCACUCACUGGUCUGUAUUAUGGACAAUGUUGGUUUAAUUAAGAAGGAUCGCUAUGAAUCGUUCAUGUGCAUGGUUCAUGAUAUGCUCUAUUCAUUGUUUGUGGCUAUCAACACCAAUUUUCAAUUGAAAAGACAAGAUGUAUCCAGUGAUGAAGCAGACCCAAGUCUUUCAAAGGGAUGGUCAUACUUUGUUGAAGAGAAGUUCAAGUCCCAUCUCAAGGAGCAUUUGUCUGAAACACAGGAGAAAAGUUCCUGCUCAAACCAUAAUGCCAUGAAUAUGGCAGAGACAAAGCUAUUGCAGGGUCUUGCAGCUACUGGAGUCGGGACGGUUGAUUGCAUGCAGCACAACUUCAAGCGCCCAAAUGGCGUUGGGGACCCACAAAAAAGGGAAAAGUACAUUAACAUGGACUACCUGUUUUUCUCCACACUUUGCAACAACUGUCACAAUGUUCUGAACAUGUUGUAUGAUAGUAGUCGCAUGGAGUCACUACCUGAGUCACACCAUCUAUCCUAUUUACACAUUUUCAUUUGGUUCUUCAUCCCCAAGUUUCACCUUCCAGCACAUAUCAAGAAGUGUCAAACAAUGUUCUCUUUCAACUUCAUGUGUUUCAUGGGUCAUAUGGAUGGGGAGGCACCCAAGCAUGGUUGGUCUAACAUAAAUCUGGUCGCUUCAAGCACAAAGGCAAUGGGACCUGGCUGUCAUAGAGACACAUUGGAUAAUCAUUUUGGGGAUUGGAAUUGGAAAAAGGUCAUUGGUCUAGGUGCACAUCUCAUCCAUAAGAUGCAGGAAGCUGUCAUUGAGAAGGAUGAUCAUGAGGCUGCAUUCCAGGAGUUCAAUACUGUGAUUUCCUCCAACCACAGGUCAGCAUGGACAGCCAAGAUGGAGAAAUGGAAGGAAAAUCCCAAUGAUGCAUCAGUCACUAACCCCCUUGAGUCCAAUAUCUAUUAUCUAGAAAUUAUGCAAGCCGCAGUGCAUCUGAAACUUGCGGAAAUGGAAGCUGAAGAACUCGCUUGCAGGAUUGAUCUAUCACUGCACCCCAACAUCUCACAAAGUGUGCUUAUCACAUCAGGAUUAGACCUGGAAGAGGAACAAUGUUGUGUGAGAGCUGUAUCUGAAGCAAUGGGUCUCCAUGUUUCUGAUAUACAGAAAGGCACUCUCACACAGAUGAGGAAUGUCCUGCAUUGUAAGAUCGAAACUUGGAGAACUUAUGAAUGGGAUUUGUGGUAUGCCCAGGCCCACAAUGCGCUUGAAGAGCUUCAACAGUGCCUUUGUGUGCACUGCUCGAUGCUCACAUUCAAGCAGGAGUGGGUUCAUGGUCAAGGCUCCAACACUUGUGCUCAGAAUGCACUGGCUCAUGUGCAUGCGCAGCAAGUGGCAUGUAUGAAGAGAUACAGGGUUGCAUGGGGGGUGCUGAAGACCCUGGCACCUCUCUUGAAGAAGGAUGAAGACGUGAAACCUUUGGUGGACCCUUUCAGUACCAAGACUGAAGGCCACUGCUGCCUGACAUGGAUCUGGAUGAUGAUGGGUAUUCAUGUGGAAUGGUGUAAGUCCAGGGCAAGAGCAUUGUACUGGGCAGAGGAGGUAGAAUUGUUACAGGAGGAGAUGCGAAGGGUCCUACAGUUUUUUGACUGGCAAGCUAACUGGUGGGACAAGCAGCAGGACCAGAUCAUCUGUGAGACAGUAGCUCAAUGUAAGGGCUUGGUAGCAUAUACUCACAAGCAGGGACACAUCCAAUGGCAGCUUGCAUCACACUUUAGAGCACUAUAG
Molecule: messenger RNA, 2478 nt
Organism: Suillus subaureus
Lineage: Eukaryota; Fungi; Basidiomycota; Agaricomycetes; Boletales; Suillaceae
Exons: 15
Coding region: 1-2478 (825 amino acids)
Source: RefSeq, a predicted model, not a curated record